This is a messenger RNA of Miscanthus lutarioriparius, 1005 nucleotides long. Lineage: Eukaryota; Viridiplantae; Streptophyta; Magnoliopsida; Poales; Poaceae. The record is from the annotation of a GenBank genome assembly.
AUGCCUGGGUCACUUUCCGUCGCGGCGGCCAUGGAAGCCGUCAAGAAACAGAUCAAUAAACUGGUAAAAGCCUUUCACAGAAAGAACCCUGCAUUCGUUCUAUGUAAGCAUGAAAAGAGGAAUGCUCAGAGACUAGAUAAAUUUCUGGAUGGUUUUCGAGGCGUCUACUUCCUGAAACCACACGGAAUCAAGGCCAAAUGCCAUUACCAAGGAUUCUCUCGUCCUACCACUCAGGCACGAGAUGUCAUAAUAGCUUUGAUCCGUCUAAUGGAACUAGUAGAGCAAGCAGGAUAUUGUUUCGAUGGGAAGUUGACGAUGAAGAAUCUGUACUGGCUUUCUGAAACUAAGACAAUAAAAGUCUGGGGCCUUGGAAUCAGAGAUAUGAUCAAGAUGACCAAAUCAGGGAUCAAGUCAGAUUUCAAGUGGAUAGAAGAGCUCAUUAGGAACAAUGUUUUUGCCGGAUCAAAAGUUCCCAGGGAACUUAAAUACUUACUUGGUUACAUGGCAUCUGACCCAAUAAAGUAUGGAAAUCUCAUAAAGCACAACAUUUGUCUUCUGGACGAUGAAUCUAAAGUCGAGAAAUUUAUCAUUUUGUACCAGAAGCUGACAAUCAUCAGAAAAUUGGAUUACCAGAUUUUCCAAACAGCUCUUUCAUAUAUCAAGUGUGGUUUGUGUGGCGCCACGCAUGAUUGGCGGGCCAAUGUUAAGUUGAAUACUGUUCUUGAAAAGAUAUUCAGUUAUCAGCCAAGGGGGUACUACUCACCUGACGAAGCAGGUGUAGCAUUAUUUGGAUGCCACUGCAAUCAUCAUGGUACAGAUGAUUGUGUAGACUGUCAAAACCAGCUGAAGGUCAUAGAAUACAGCAAUGCUGAUAUCUUCCCAAUGUUGGAGUGCCAUGUACCUGGCCUGUUCGCCCAACUUCAGGAGGCCUUAUUUGAAGUCAUUGAGAUACGCUAUCCCCAUAAACUUCAGGGGCUGCGCAACAGAUGCACAGGAGGUGGUUAG